UUAAUAAUAAUCCAUAGGCUCUCUGCUCCUGCAUCCCACUCCACACCUCCUGUGUGCUUCAUUACUAUAUAUAUAUAUAAAGAGAGAGAGAGACCAAGGCAAUCCUCAAUUCACACCAGCGUUCCAAGCAAAAUCACCAGAACCAUCAAUUCCAUCAACUGCUUCAAUAUAUCUAUCGAUCGCUGAUAAUUAUAUUGCUGUAAUGGAAACGGCGAUGCGGCAGCUGUGCCAGCAAGAAGACGGCCUCCGCCUUUGCACGGUGACGGCGGCAGUAGCUGUGCUGGUGUCGGCCUAUGCGGUGUGGUUCUUGGUGCUGACCCGGCGGCUCUCGGGCCCGCGGAUGUGGCCUAUCGUCGGCAGCCUCCCCGGCGUGAUAGCGAACCGGUGGCGCAUCCACGACUGGAUCGCGGAGAACCUGCGGUCGACGGGGGAGGCCGCGACGUACCAGACGUGCGUGCUGCCGCUGCCGUUCGUGGCGCGGCGGCAGGGGCUGGUGACGGUGACAUGCAACCCGCGGAACCUGGAGCACGUGCUGCGCACACGCUUCGACAACUACCCGAAGGGCCCCAUGUGGCAGUCGGCGUUCCACGACCUGCUGGGGCAGGGCAUCUUCAACUCCGACGGCGACACGUGGCUGCUGCAGCGCAAGACGGCGGCGCUGGAGUUCACCACCCGCACCCUGCGGCAGGCGAUGGCGCGGUGGGCGAACCGGUCGAUCAAGACCCGGCUGUGGCGCAUCCUGGGGGACCACUGCGGCGUCGCGGGCGCGGGCGUUGACCUGCAGGACCUCCUCCUGCGCCUGACCUUCGACAACAUCUGCGGGCUCACCUUCGGCAAGGACCCCGAGACGCUGUCCCCCGACAACCCCUUCGCCAACGCCUUCGACGCCGCCACCGAGGCCACCCUGCAGCGCUUUCUCUUCCCGGGCGUCUUCUGGCGGCUCAAGAAGGCUCUGGGCGUGGGCAGCGAGAGGAGCCUCAAGCGGAGCCUGGAGGUGGUGGACCACUACAUGACCGAGGCCAUCGCCGCCCGCAGGCAGACCCCCUCCGACGACCUUCUCUCCCGCUUCAUGAAGAAGGGCGACUUCCCCGCCGACGUCCUGCAGUGGAUCGCCCUCAAUUUCGUGCUCGCCGGCCGCGACACCUCCUCCGUGGCGCUCAGCUGGUUCUUCUGGACCGUCAUGCAGCGGCCCGACGUGGAGCACAAGGUGCUGCGCGAGAUCGCGACGGUGCUGCGGGAGACGCGCGGGGACGACACCGAGCGGUGGACGGAGGAGCCGCUGGACUUCGACGAGCUGGAGCGGCUGGUGUACCUGAAGGCGGCGCUGGCGGAGACGCUGCGGCUCUACCCGUCGGUGCCGCAGGACUCCAAGUACGCUGUGGCGGACGACGUGCUGCCCGAUGGGACGCGAGUUCCAGCCGGCUCGGCCAUCACCUACUCGAUCUAUUCGGUGGGGAGGAUGGAGGGGAUAUGGGGCAAGGACUGCAUGGAGUUCCGCCCGGAGCGGUGGCUGUCCGCCCAGGGGGACCGGUUCGAGCCAGCCAAAGAUGCCUACCGCUUCGUGGCCUUCAACGGGGGGCCGAGGACGUGCCUGGGUAAGGAUCUGGCCUACCUCCAGAUGAAGUCCAUCGCAUCCGCAGUGCUGCUCCGCCACCGCCUCGAGCUCGUGCCGGGCCAUAAGGUGCAGCAGAAGAUGUCGCUUACCCUCUUCAUGAAGAACGGCCUGCGCGUCCACGUCAAGCCCCGAAAUCUCCACAGCUACAUUACAGGCGGCGAGUCUGCGCUGCUGCAGAAUGCUCCCGACGAUACUCUUCCUCCUGUUCUAGAUGCUGCUGCCGCCGCCGCCGCCGCCGCCGCCGCUUAAGUUUUUGCUCCUGCUAGCUGCUGCUGCUAUCUAUAUAUAUUUAUAUAUAUAUAUAUAUAUCUAUAUACAUAUAAGACUGCGAGGGUGAGCAUGCGGUGUGUUUUAAUUUGUGUUUUCUAUGUCUGCUGUGCUGCACGUUUAAUUCGAGUUCACUCACUCUACAGAUGUGAAUGCGUCGUCGUCUUGAGGUCAAUAGCAAAUAUUGAAAUGUAAGUUAUGUAAGGCGUGGAUUUCCAUUAUUUGGUUCUUAAGGUGUUGUUAGCAUGUCGCAACAGCUACAGAAUAUUGUAAUAACACAACAUUGUUUACGACAA
This is a messenger RNA of Ananas comosus (pineapple), 2178 nucleotides long. RefSeq names its product cytochrome P450 86A1-like. Gene Ontology annotation, molecular function: iron ion binding; monooxygenase activity; oxidoreductase activity, acting on paired donors, with incorporation or reduction of molecular oxygen. The record is from RefSeq and is a predicted model, not a curated record. The transcript has a single exon. Lineage: Eukaryota; Viridiplantae; Streptophyta; Magnoliopsida; Poales; Bromeliaceae. The coding region runs from base 203 to 1864 and encodes 553 amino acids.